Messenger RNA from Lasiodiplodia theobromae, 930 nucleotides. RefSeq names its product Meiotic recombination protein Dmc1. The transcript has 2 exons. Gene Ontology annotation, cellular component: transcription factor TFIIH holo complex. The record is from RefSeq and is a predicted model, not a curated record. The coding region runs from base 1 to 930 and encodes 309 amino acids. NCBI's taxonomy places the organism in Eukaryota, Fungi, Ascomycota, Dothideomycetes, Botryosphaeriales, Botryosphaeriaceae.
AUGGCCGCGAACAGCGCCCCCGGCGGCUUCUUCCUGCCAGACUCGAUCGCGACACCGCCCGCUUCCUCCACCGCCUCGUCCAGCGCGACGGGCAGCUCGCGCCUGCCGCGCCCGCGCUCGAAACCGCUCAAGACGGGCGGCCCCAAGGAAUCGGCCUUCAUCCGGUACGCGGACGAGCGCGUGCGGCAGAUACAGCGGCGAUAUGCGAAGCGCGGUUCCUCCUCCGCCGAUGCUACUGGCACCAGCGCGAACAAUGAUGGCAGUGGCAGCGCGCGGAGCGGCGGCGGCGGCGGCGGCGGUGAUGUGAAGGGAUACGCAAGCCUGAAGGAGGCGUGUCGGGAUAUAGACCAGUUGAUUGACGUGGUGUGGGUCUCUGGGACGCCGAGCUUGCAGAUGGCAUACCUCCUCACGCUGGCGGACCUCGUAAACGAGUACAUGAAGGGCUUCCCGGUCUCUCCUGCACCGCUGUUCAGAUCUCUGGAUAAGCUGGAUCAUGCGUUUGCAUCAUUACUGCAGGGAAGGGAUGUGGAGACCGGCGAUGAGCUACCGGGAUUUGAUGGCGGGAGGAAGGUCAAUGCGACGGAGAAGGUGCGGAUCAAUAGCAUGGUAAACUAUGCGCGGUCGGCAGUGAUGGAAGUCAUGCUGAAGUACGAUCCCGACAUGGACGAUGCUGAGGAAGAGGAGGAAACGGCGCAGGAGUCUGGCGCUGACAUGGAGGCGGAUGAUGCAGGCGACUAUGGGGUCGAUGAUGUGGAGGGGACUUGGGAUAUGAAGACGGCGAAGGUUUACGACCGAACUCUGGUUGAGUUAGGGGAUGACUUAACCAAUGCUCCACCUAUUGGCUUGAGGGUAGAGAAGCCGGAGGAUGCUUGUCGGCCAAAGGAGACGGAUCUUGAAGAUUCAGACCGAGUCAUGGAAUUGGAUGACUGA